AUGGCGCAAACCAAGGAGGCAUUCGAUGCCUCGACGGACGAGGAUCUUGUCCUCGAGCAUUUCGGGUACCAGCAAGAGUUCAAACGAUCGUUCGGCUUGUUUGAUAUGAUCGGGUUCAGCUUCAGUAUUGUGACUUGUUGGACUGCGCUUGGUGGUGUUUUCAUCAUUGGCGUGGGAGCAGGUGGCCCACCAGUCAUCAUAUAUGGCUGGAUUGGAGUCUGCGUAUUCACCACAUUUGUUGCACUGGUGAUGGCUGAGCUUUGCUCACGCUGGCCUGUCGCAGGUGGCCAGUACUCGUGGGUUGCGGUACUGGCACCUCCUCGAGUAUCCCGCCAGCUCUCGUACAUAACGGGGUGGUUCAUGUUGACGGGCAAGUAUACAAGGGUGAUUCUUUCGGUGAACAACUCAUUCGCAUCGAACUACAUUCUCGGACAAGCAAAUCUGGUGUUUCCUCAGUACACCAUUGAGCGAUGGCACACAGUUCUCGUCGCAUGGUUCGUGGCUCUGGCCGCUCUGGCCUUGAAUGUGUACAUGCCUCAUGCACUCCACCGCUUGUCCCGGUUAAUUCUCCUGUGGAAUAUCGGUACCUUUGUCGUUGUCAUUAUCACACUCCUGGCGACGAAUGAUCGUAAGAAAGAUGCCAAUUUCGUAUUCUCCAAAUUCGAGAACCUCACGGGAUUCGGCUCGGCGAUGGCAAUCAUGGUCGGGAUCGUGCAGAGCAUCUUCGGCAUGUGCUGCUACGAUGCUCCAAGCCAUAUGACCGAAGAAAUGACACAUCCGAGUCGAGAUGCGCCAAGAGCAAUCAUCCUGUCUGUCGUUAUGGGAGCCGUCACAGGCUUCUGCUUCCUUCUCACGCUGUGCUUCUGCAUCGAUAACAUCGAAGCGACAGCGAACUCGAGCACUGGGGUCCCUAUUAUUCAGAUUUUCUAUAACUCGACUCAGAAUAAGGGUGGAGCCUGUACUCUGGCAAGCAUGAUUACUGUCAUUACCUUGGUCACGUCGGUGAGCUUGACCGCUGAAGGCUCACGAUCGGUAUUCGCUUUUGCUAGGGACCAUGGAUUGCCAUUUUCCAGGCUUUUAUCCAAGGUUGAUCUGAAGCGAAAGGUUCCAAUGUAUGCUUUGGUUCUUACAAUCAUGGUUCAAUUGGCGCUCAAUGCCAUCUAUUUUGGAACAGUGACUGGUUUUGAUACUGUGGUAUCGAUUGCAAGCACGGGCUUUUACAUUUCUUACGCCUUGGUACUUUUUGCUCGAUUGCUUGGUUACUUUUCCGGUCAUCGAGGACAGCUUGAUGGCACAUGGGCGCUGCCGCUUCCAAUGUCUAUUUUUUUGAACGCAAUCGGGCUGCUUUUCUUGUUAUUUUCUAGCAUUGUCUUGAACUUCCCGUCAGAGGCUCCGGUCAAUUCGGAAUCGAUGAAUUAUACAAGUGCGGCUAUUGGACUCGUGGCGCUGCUGAGUAUUGUGACAUGGGUUACUAGCGCCACUGAGAAGUUCACGGGCCCCUCAGAUGUUACUACGAUUGAUGGGGUUGUGCAAUCACAGGAGGUUCGAGAGAAGACCUGA
This is a messenger RNA of Penicillium cinerascens, 1560 nucleotides long. RefSeq lists its product as uncharacterized. Gene Ontology annotation, cellular component: membrane. The transcript is spliced from 5 exons. NCBI's taxonomy places the organism in Eukaryota, Fungi, Ascomycota, Eurotiomycetes, Eurotiales, Aspergillaceae. The record is from RefSeq and is a predicted model, not a curated record. Gene Ontology annotation, biological process: amino acid transport; transmembrane transport. Gene Ontology annotation, molecular function: transmembrane transporter activity. Bases 1 to 1560 code for a protein of 519 amino acids.